Messenger RNA from Patiria miniata (bat star), 7863 nucleotides. RefSeq names its product plexin-B1-like. The transcript is spliced from 23 exons. The record is from RefSeq and is a predicted model, not a curated record. NCBI's taxonomy places the organism in Eukaryota, Metazoa, Echinodermata, Asteroidea, Valvatida, Asterinidae. Gene Ontology annotation, biological process: semaphorin-plexin signaling pathway involved in axon guidance; regulation of cell migration; negative regulation of cell adhesion. Gene Ontology annotation, cellular component: semaphorin receptor complex. Gene Ontology annotation, molecular function: protein binding; semaphorin receptor activity. Bases 561 to 4598 code for a protein of 1345 amino acids.
GUCACAGGUUACGAUUGCGCAGUUGGAACUCCGAAAAGGCUUAUUGCUGCACGCACAUUUUAACUGGCGUGCUCUGCAUGCAACUUUUGACCGGCGUGGCAUGCAGUUGCAACUGGCAGUGUCUAAUAUCCGAAUAUUCAAAUAGUAAAUUAUUUGAAAAUGGACAGCCCUAAGCCCAGCCAAUCUCAUCCGGACUCAGAAGUCAGAAGUCUACAACUUGCAUAUCCCGUAGCGGAGAUUGCUGCAGCUUUUUCUAGUAUCCAGCAGAUGCAGAAUGUACCGUUAUUUGCCCUUCCAUUGGAUACAAUACAUUAGUAAAGCCAGUUACCUGUCGUUGGCACCGCUUAAGAUGCAAGGCUUGUACAAGAAAUAUUUAGCAAGUGCAAACCAGCAGUGCUUUGGGACACCUGUUUCUGUGAACGGAAUCUGCAGUCACCAACACUCUUGGAUAGAGGGACAGGCUGGAUGUUAACUGCUCCUUUAACUGCCUCCAUUUGGAAUAGACUACCGUCUGCCAUUGGAUUCUGUAAUUAAAGUGCCUUUGCCAUCUGAGACAUUUUAUGAGCACUAUGGAGUCCUGUAGGAGACACACCACCCUGUUGUGGGCAGUAUGUCUGAUUUUGAGCAUCAUCUGCGUUAAUGUUCGUAUAGGAUCAGCAGAGUGGCUUGGCGAUCUGUCAGACUAUGAGUUAACCAGCUUUGACAAUCCGGACAUUUUGGGUGAAAAUGAAAGACGUGCAUCAAAGUUCAACCAUUUCACCUUGAGUGAUCAUGGUGAUGUCCAUGUUGGAGCUGUCAAUUGGUUGUACAGGUUGAAUGGUAGUUUGGGAGAGAUACAGAAUGUUACAACCUGUGAUGACAGCAGGCCAGAUAGUGUGAUGCCCUGCCACCUUACAAACAACUACAACAAGAUACUGGUGGUUGACAGUACUAGGCCAAGCAGUUUGAUAACCUGUGGUGGUGUGUACGAUGGUAUUUGUCAGCUACGACAAUUAGAGGAUAUUCAUGACGUGGUGAUGGAGUCAGUUCCUUACGUUGCGGGAUUUGAGGAUGCAUCUACUGUUAGUGUGAUUGCACAAGGAAUAGGUGGAAAUCAAACGCUUUAUGUCGGAGUUACAUAUACUGGUCAAAAUCUUGAAAGCGGAGGAGUCUUUCCGGCAAUCACAAGAAGGAGCCUGGAAAUGGCUAAUUUCUUAUCAGCAGUGCAAAAUGACAAUAGCAUUGUUUUCACAGCAGCUGCUGGGAUAAACAAUCUUCUCAUCAAGUAUGUCUUAGCAUUUGGUUAUAAGGGAUUCACAUACUUUGUCACCUCGCAGAAGGAAGAUUUGACGAAUUCUGCCCAGUUUGUUUCUAAGAUGAGCAGAGUCUGUCAAGGUGGUCCCAACCUAGACGCAUACACAGAAAUUACCCUACAGUGCAGUGGAUCAGAUGGCAGUGUGUACAGCUUGGUGCAAGCAGCUCACUUUGGACCAGCAGGACCUGAUCUAGCGGCAUCAUGGGGUCUCACUGCAGACGAGCAGGUGCUGUAUGCUGUGUUUGCCAAGAACCAAGGAGCUCCGGGUACCAGUGAUGUACCCAUCGAUCACUCAGCAUUGUGUGUGUACAGGAUGACGGAUAUCUGGGCUGCCUUCAGAGAAGCAGUGCGGGGAUGUAUUCAGAAUGGAAAUUCCUUCUCUGUUGACUAUUUGGAGGGUUCUUUCUGUAGUAGCUUUGGGAUUCCCAUUUUAGACCGAUACUUUUGCAUCCCGGUAACGAAUGAUCAAAAUCAGCUGCAACUAUUCCAGUAUGCCAAGGGCAUCGAUCCAGUGCCAUCUACAGCUGUGCUGGAAUUACCAGGUACUCUGAUGUCGUCCAUCAUCACCAGCAUUGAAGUCAACCACACCGUGGCUUUCAUUGGGACAUCAAGUGGAGAUCUACUGAAGGUUUACAUGGAAAGUAAUAUUGCAGCCAGAUUGAGUGAGAGAGUUUCUUUAGACACCAGUCCAGUACUGACAGACAUCAAGAUCAAUGAGACAAGUGGAGUGAUUUAUGUGCUCACUGAACAAAAGUUGGUCAAGAUGCAACCUGAGAAUUGUGAUCGGUACACAACCUGCGAGGCGUGUAUUGGGACUAAUGCAGGGAAUGAUGGAGACCCAUACUGUGGAUGGUGCACUCUGGAAAGAAGGUGCACCCGAUACCAUGACUGUCCACUGCAGGAUGUGUCGACUCGUUGGUUGGCCUACAACGAUUCACAGUGCAUUGAAAUCAGUCAAGUCCUUCCCCAUAACAGCCUGCCAAUCACGCUGACUGAUCAGCAGAUAAUGUUGACAGUGCAGCAGUUACCAGAUCUGCUUGAUGGCGAGCAUUAUGUGUGUAGGUUUGGUGAUCAGUUCAGCAGCCAAGCAACCAACUACAAUGGAGAUAGCUUCGAUUGCAGGACACCACCAGCAAACAACAUACCUGCAAUACCAAGUGGAGAAGACCAUGUGACAGUUACACUGAGCGUCAUGUCUUCAGAGACAAGUGUGGACUUUGUCCAUAUCGACUUCGGCUUCUACGAGUGUGACACCCACAAAAGCUGUGUGACCUGUGUUGGUAGUCGCUGGGCCUGUAAUUGGUGUUUGUUUGAAAACACAUGUACACAUGACAACUCCACGUGCUCCAAUCCGAAUGAAAUCAUCAUGACGGGACAAUAUAGUCGAGGAACUGCAAUGCAAGGACCAAACUCAUGCCAGCCUCAGCUCCAACCCCAACGUGGUGAAGUGCUGGUCCCUAGUGACAUCAAUAGGCAGAUUGUUGUGGCUGUUGACAACCCUCCAGAUACAGCAGAGAGCUUUCAGUGCAGUCUUGAUGUAGAGGGAUCUACCCAGAGUGUAGCUGCAACUCGUGUUCAUUCAAGUUUGAUCUGUGGCAUGAAAGCUUACACUUUCACAGCCGCUGAGCAAGAAUUGAAUGCAUCUCUGACACUACAGUGGACAGACAGCAAUAACGUCAUGCACACCGUGGAUGAUAGAUAUAAUUUCACAGUGACGCUGUACAAGUGUGAGGUCUUGCGUCCUGACUGUAGCCGUUGCAUUUCUAACGAAACUACCCGUGCUGAGCUGGGAUGCAUGUGGUGUGGGGAUACCUGUGGGGUGAUAGACAGCACUGUGUGCAUGACAGCUGAUGAGAAGGUCACUCGGAAUAAUACCAUCAACUGCCCUGAUCCUUUACUGAAACAGGUGUAUCCGCUAUUUGGACCCACCGAAGGGAACACUCUACUGACUGUGUCUGGGACUGACAUAGGACUGCGAUACAGUGACAUCCUAGAAGUGAAAGUCGGGGGUCAAGAUUGUGCUUUGGAUGAUUACCAGUACAGAACUGGGAGCAGUGUCAGCUGUCGUACGCUAGGAGAGACUGCAACACGCAGGCGACGCGAUGUGACACCACCAUCCCUGCAAAUGACAGUUACUGGAAGAGAUGGAUCAAUGCAGGCUAGCCAGGGAAACGUGACCUUUGAAUACAAGAAUCCAAUGCUCGAUGACAUCAAUCCCAAGAUGGGUCCACAAUCUGGUGGCACUAGGCUGACAAUCUCCGGCCAAUCUCUGGAUGCUUGGAGGAACAUUGAAGUGUUUAUAGAUGAUAUACCAUGUGUUGUUGACAGAGCGAGAGUCACUGAUGACAGUAUAACCUGUAUCACAUCCCGUACUGACAGUCUCGGUUCUUGGAUAGUGAAUGUCUCAUUUGAUGGAGUAGAAAGAUUCUCAAUGGCCAACUAUACAUACACCGUGGAUCCAGAUGUGGAGGAAAUCAAUCCCUCUACCAGUGUCUUAGCUGGUGGUCGAGAGCUGACAGUCAACGGAUCUGGUUUCUCAAUCAUUCAACAACCGCAGAUAGUCAUCAUCUACGGGGAUAAUGAACAAGAGUUUGUCGGGAACUGUAGCGUGACAAGUGAUGACAAAAUGAUCUGCACUUCACCAGAAAUCAAUAUUCCAAAUCUGGUCCUGGAUGCGGACACCAGCGUGAACGUAACCACUGGGUUUAUCAUGGAUGCCGUGGAAGCCCUCCGAACCUGGUGCUCUGUCGACCAAAAUGAUGGCUGUACACCUCUGGAGUACUUCCAGAAUCCUGAAUACUACCCCUUCAAUGAUCCUGCGUAUGGAAAUGUGGAUGGCAUUGAGCAGCAAGCAGGGCCUGAUCUGACUAUUAAGGGAGUGAGACUGAAUCUAGCGAUAACAAAUGAAGAGGUAACGGUCCACAUUGGGAAGUCCCUGUGUACCGCUGUGACUGUGGGUGCGGGUGCUCUGUCAUGCAGAUUACCUGAAGAGGGACCAGCUGCUGGCGAUUACCUUGGCAUGAAUACAACGAAGGGUCUACCUGUUGUUUGGGUGAUUCAUGGAAACACACUAUCCUUCAACAUUGGUUACUUCCAGUACGCCUACAACGGCGAACCUUCUCUACUUAUACCACUUGUAUGCUCAGUCAGUGCUUGUGUGCUGUUGUUGGUCGUGUUGCUAGCUGCGGUCCUGUACAAGAAGCACAAGCGAUCACAGAAAGUGGCAGACUUGCCAAUAGAAGAAAGCGGCAACCAGCAGAAACAAGUAGCUGAUGAUAUGAAAACAGAUAGUGGAAGCCUGUAAAAAUGACGAGGCUUGUCACGAUGAGCAUCUUCCCUACAAGCUGGUUGAGGUGGAGACUAUCCUUGACAAUCAAGACUGCGACGCAGAGGAAGUUGGUAAAAUGACUCACAAAGCCUAACCAUGGCGAUUGAUACAUGAUUUUGGAGACAACAGUAUAAAGACCUGAAAGAAGGAGUUUUUAUUACACAUCAUAUUUACCCAGAAUUUAGACCUGAAAUGUGUUAUUUUCUAUUAACGAGUAUACUUACCCAGAAUGUUUUUUAAUGUAAGAUUAACAUAUUUUUGAUCUGCUCUUUGAAUUGUAAUGUUGAUGACCAAACACAAAAAGGUUCAUUGUUGCUUUUUGGCAGAGAAUUUUUUAUUUUUUAUUGCCAUGUUAGUUAUGCAGACAAUAGAAGAUUCAUGUCUAUAUAUUGCAUUAGUAUUCGGAUAUAUGCAUCAGUAUUCAGAUAUUUACUUUACACAGGAACAUUAUCGAGCCUAAUUUGAGAACUUACAUGCCAAGUUAUUCAAAAGCCUUAAAUUGAUGAUAUCUAAGGCAACAAACAUUGACAAUAUAUGAAUACAUUUUCAUAGGUUUUCUCCUUAUCAUUUAACUAGCAAUUAAUUAUGCGUGCUUGUCUUGCUGUUUGAAAUAUAUAUAUUUGCAAACUAUUAUAUGGUAUAAAUAAUAUUGUGAAAGACACAUGCCAUUCAAUUUAUGUCCUGGUCCUUUAUACUUAAAACAAACCAUCUCUGAUAAAACUGAAAUUUAAAUGUUAAAUUUAUGUCGUUAUUAACUAGAAUGAACUCCCCUUAUUUUACUGCCAGCUUAUUGUUAUGGUGAAGUACAAUCCACAUUUCGAAAUGUAUAGUAUAUUUCACCUUCCAAAAAAAUGUUUAAAACAAGAGUCUAUGUGGGGGGUCUCAUACUAUUAUAAUUUGAUGAGAUAACUUUUGACACUUUUUACAAACAUCUUAGAGAACAUGUAUGUGAAAUGGUUAUAGAAUGCAACGUAUCGUGUGGUGAUAAGACGUCAUUCAAAUAAGUAAUUUACAUAUUCAUUUAUUUAAAUAAAUUAAUUAUAUUUAGCAUAUUUAAUGAAAUGUAUAUUUUUGCAUUGGAAAAAUGAGGUCUUUUUACUAAAAUAUUAUUCAAUUCCUUGUAUAAAUACAUCUGCUCUAUUUUUAUAAUACACAGAAUAUUUGUAUUUUUAGAACCUGCAUGGAUACUUCAAAUUUAUGAUGACUUAAUGGUGACUUCAUCCAAAGGCAGUUUAUUUGGAAUUUGUAUGUAAAUGGCAAAAAGAUAAUGGUUGAAAUUACAAUCAAUGUCGCUGCUUUACUAUUGAUGAAGAUAAUUGAAAACCUUGUUUUUUUUUCAUGUUUAUGAAGUGCCACUUUGUAGCAUAAUGAUGACCUGUGAUCAUGAUGACUCCCUGAACAAGAUGAAUUGAUAUUUUCAUUCAGAUACAAUUUGUCCAGUCAAAUUGAUGAACAUUUUUUUUCAUUUGCGCCAAAAGUCCCCUGUUCUUGCACCGGCCCAUUAUUCAGAUACGCAUGAGCCAUACUUAAUUGCGGCGAGGUUCCAACGUUCAUACCGAAAAGUACAAUCUUGUAUAUUGUGUAAGACAAUUCACGCUGAAAAUUAAAUUUGAAGAAUGACCAGAAGUGAUUUAUGUAACAAACACAUCCUGACUAUGACUCGGCAUUGGGCGCCUGUGCCAGACCAGGAUAGGCUGAGAGUAAUGUUUGAAACAAAUGUGGGCCAAACUUUAUUCGGUAUCGAUACCAUAUUAAUGUUUGAAGCCCUUUGGGAUCGAUUUUCACUGCACUAGUACUUUUGACCAAUCAGCACCAACGUGUCUUGUAGUUUACGUCACCAAAAUGUCGUGCGUGUACAGUUUAUUUCAACCUCGUUCCCAGUAGCAGGAAAGCAGUCAGUGGUUCGCUCGUCCUCAUCGCACUAACCAAGGGCGCUAGGAUCUCCCCUUUUUGACCACUCAUCAGAAAGAUUAAUUGACUGGAAUCAGUGACCAGAGGUCAACACUUCCGCGUGCACACGAUGUCUAAAUUAUCCCUGUAUUAAGCAUGGCGGUAACACUGCUUGUGAAGUACUAGCCUAUCCACAAUGCUUGCGAAGUCAUCAUUUCCUUCCCACAAGUGUCAAUGAGCAGUGGAUAGAACCAAAGAUAGUAUAAUUAUGUAGGAGAAGAUCAGAUAGUCCGCUGAAAAAAAGGUGUAACAGGAAGUAGCUGCUCAUAGGGAAGGGCGCCCCUAGCGUUGUAGGUAGAAAACAUAUUUGCAUCAUGCACGCAUUCUCUACAUAGUACAAUUAUUUGAAAUGAUUCAAUUGACAUCAGAUUAACAGUAGCUGACGAGGAAUAUUGAUUCGUGUGUGACUCUAUUUUAUCACACCCUAUAAAAAAAACUGAACUAAAUUAUCCUGCUUCUUCUAUGUAUCUUUUUACUAUGAGGAAUCUGUAUGCAUUCUGAUUUUAUCUUACACUUACUGCCUUAAAAUUCAUUCGAUUCAGUUUAUUCCGGUGCGUUAAUUUUUGGUAUUUUUUUUACAUUUUUAUAUAUUACGUGUUAUGUAAAAUAUUUCGUUAGACAUAUCGAAGUUCAUAAUGCCAUUACAUCGCGUAAAGUUCGUCCAUGUUACAGACCUACGUAGUUAGGGCCUACAAUCCAAAACCUACACAGAAUAAUCAAUAAUGUGCACAGAAUAAUUAAUAAGCCGUUUUAAAAUGUAUAAAUGUACACGGUGAACUUAUAUAUGAUUUGGUUGUAAGUUGGUUUGUUUGUUUGUCGUUGGUCGGUUGGUCGGUUGGUUGACUUGUUGGUUGGCCAACUGGCUGGCUAAAUGGAUGAUUCGAGGGUUGGUCGGUUGAAUGGUUGAGGAACGAUGAGGUAAUAUUACAGAUUACUCAGAAGUAUAUUCACGUGCUUUCAUAUAUUUUGGAUUUUUGGGUAUUAUGUGUUAUUAGAUAAUAUUUCAUUAGGAUUGUCGAAGUUGAUAAUGCCAAUACCGUCGCGUGAAGUUCGUUCAUGUUACGGGCCUAUUUAGUGACAUUCCAUGCGCUCAAACGUUAACGUGUUACAUGCAAUUGUUAUCAUAAAGGAAAUGAACAAAAGACCUGACAAAAUCUUGUAACACUCUGGUAUUUCUCUUUGUGAUCUGCUGAUUCGUUUUUGCAAUAAACCUCUGCUUAACAUUGCUUGAACUUUGCUCUGUGGCUUUCUUUACUCGAAUCACAAUACAUGUACGUGUAGUACCAAUUCA